CAUGGAUGGAGCUGGAGUACAUUAUGCUCAGUGAAAUAAGCCAGGCUGAGAAAGACAAGUACCAAAUGAUUUCCCUCAUUUGUGGAGUAUAACAGUGAAGCAAAACUGAAGGAACAAAAUAGCAGCAGACUCAGAGACUCCAAGAACGAACUAGUGGUUACCAAAGGGGAGGGGUAUGGGAGGGCAGGUGGGGAGGGAGGGAGAAGGGGACUGAGGGGUAUUAUGUUUAGUACAAAUGGUGUGGGGGGUCACGGGGAGAACAGUGUAGCACAGAGAAGGCCCAUAGUGGAUCUGUGGCAUCUUGCUGCUCUGAUGGACAGUGACUGCAUUGGGGUAUGGGUGGGGACUUGACAAUAUGGGUAAAUGUAGUAACCACAUUGUUUUUUCAUGUGAAACCUUCAUAAGAGUGUAUAUCAAUAAUACCUUAGUAAAAAAUAAAAAAUAAAGAAUUAACUCAGUUGCCACAUACUCUCAACCAACAAGCUAGUAGGUCGCUCUUCAAAAGCAAUAGUUUUGGGGUACUGAACUAUUGACAUCUGCGCACACCAUCAGGCUUUUAUUUACAAACAUGGAAUGCGCUCCGUGUUUAAUGAAAUCACAGAAGUGCACGGCGGCGCAUCCCUCCUGGGAAGCCAGUCUGGAUCCACCAAAAGGGGAGACGGGGAAGGCAGGCGACGGGCGCCCGGGGCGGAGCGGCGUCUUCCUUCCAGUCGUCCCGAGCUGCCCUCGCUCCCGGGCCUCGCCGUCUCAUUUGCCGCCUUCCGACGCGUGACCCCGGCGCGAUCGCGUCCCGGGCCGGUGACAAGCGCGGGGUGCGCCAAGCGAUCCCAUGCGCCCCUUCCUUCUCGCGGCCGCCGCAGUCACCGCGCCCCGAGUCCCGCUGCGGCUGUUAGGCAGAGGGCUCGCCGCCGCCAUGUCCACCGCCGGGCCACUCAAAUCCGUGGACUACGAGGUGUUCGGGAGAGUGCAGGGUGUUUGCUUCAGAAUGUACACGGAAGAUGAGGCUAAGAAAAUAGGAGUGGUUGGCUGGGUGAAGAAUACCAGCAAAGGCACUGUGACAGGCCAAGUGCAAGGCCCUGAAAAGAAAGUCAAUUCCAUGACCUCCAGUACUGCACUGAAGGGGAAUGCGGAGAGUGGGCACCUUGUCUUGUUCCUGAUCUUGGAGGAAAAGCUUUCACCUCUCAUCAUUAAAUGUGAUGUUAGCUCUGGGCUUGUCACCCAUGGCUUUUAUCAUGUCAACAUAUGUUCCUUCUAUGCCUAAUUUGUCAAGAAUUUUUGUCAUGAAUGAUGUUGAACAUGUAGAUUAAUUUUUUUUCAUGUAGUUGUAUUUAUCAAUCUUUUCCUUUAAUUCUCCAGAUUUUAAAUAAUAAUGAGUCCUUACUCCAAAGUAAUAAAUUCUCCCUUGCA
Manis pentadactyla (Chinese pangolin) is the source of this 1407-nucleotide messenger RNA. RefSeq names its product acylphosphatase 2 (gene ACYP2). Gene Ontology annotation, molecular function: acylphosphatase activity. The transcript is spliced from 4 exons. The record is from RefSeq and is a predicted model, not a curated record. NCBI's taxonomy places the organism in Eukaryota, Metazoa, Chordata, Mammalia, Pholidota, Manidae. The coding region runs from base 830 to 1261 and encodes 143 amino acids.